AUGCCGUUUGCGCUGCAGCGACUGUUGGUCAACGCUUGGUUCUAUCCACGCGGCGACUGGUACACCUUCUACUGGGAUGGCAGCUCGGCCGACAAGGUCGCAAGGCGCGCUACCUACCCGACGCUCGAGCACGACGACCACGACCCCGGCCCCCUCGCAGAGCGCAUCAGGCGCGACAAGCGCGAGGCGUCCCACCGCUCCUCCGACGACUCCUCCUCCGACCGCGACUCGUGCGGCACCGGCUCCACUAGCGAGGCGAAUGACAUAUUCGACACCCUCGAAGACCAUCUCGGCUACGGUUCCGACUCCGGCUCCGGCUGGUAG
Molecule: messenger RNA, 324 nt
Organism: Emiliania huxleyi CCMP1516
Lineage: Eukaryota; Haptophyta; Isochrysidales; Noelaerhabdaceae
Exons: 2
Coding region: 1-324 (107 amino acids)
Source: RefSeq, a predicted model, not a curated record